AUGCUGUUCUCGAUGCUGGGCUACUGGAUCCUGGUCGGAGAGCCCAGAUACGGUAGGAUGAAGCCAGGGCAGACAAUUCCGUUCAUUUCAGAUAUAGGAGGCACACAAGAGUUGAAGCCUGUGUUCAUGGCUGGUUCCAUGAUCACAAUGCUAUUUAUGAACAUAUCUUUUUAUCAAUUUGUGCAGAAGAAGGGAGAAAGCAACAAGAUCUACAAUUACCUUUCAUUUACUACUGCCAUAGCCGGCAGUAUUGGAUUGAUCAUGCUGUCAAUAUUUGAUAAUCUUGAUCAUCUGUAUGCCCACGACAGCUUCGUGGCUCUCUUCAUGACGGGAUAUCUCAUUAGUGCCACAGUCAUCUGUAUAGAGUACUUCUAUCUGGACAUCUCAUAUCGAUUACCGCACCGCAUGCUCACAGCAAGUUUUGCGAUCAAGCUGUCUUUUGUCAUUAUUGAGCUUGCUUUUAUUUUAGCCUUCCGAGUGACGGCGCAAGUUGAUCUUCCUCAAAAGAAUACCGCUGCUGUUCUUGAAUGGAUCAUUGCCUUUCUCUUUGGUGGGUAUAUCCUGUCAUUUGUGAUGGAUCUGCUACCUUUGUCCGAAAAAGACAUUCAAUAUCAACAGCUGGAGAUGGAUAUGGAUUCUCACGCGACCAGGAUAGCUAUUUAG
Messenger RNA from Penicillium taxi, 663 nucleotides. Its product is annotated as Frag1/DRAM/Sfk1 family protein. Gene Ontology annotation, cellular component: plasma membrane. The record is from RefSeq and is a predicted model, not a curated record. The coding region runs from base 1 to 663 and encodes 220 amino acids. The transcript has 4 exons. NCBI's taxonomy places the organism in Eukaryota, Fungi, Ascomycota, Eurotiomycetes, Eurotiales, Aspergillaceae.